Messenger RNA from Pseudopipra pipra, 3041 nucleotides. RefSeq names its product OTU deubiquitinase 6B (gene OTUD6B). The transcript is spliced from 7 exons. Gene Ontology annotation, biological process: protein deubiquitination. The coding region runs from base 94 to 1002 and encodes 302 amino acids. The record is from RefSeq and is a predicted model, not a curated record. Gene Ontology annotation, molecular function: cysteine-type deubiquitinase activity. Lineage: Eukaryota; Metazoa; Chordata; Aves; Passeriformes; Pipridae.
GGUGCCGGGCGGGCGGCGCUGGCGGAAGCGCGGCGAGCUCCCGCCUCCCGCCGGGGUCGGGGGUCAGGCGUGUCCCGCCGCCUCCGGGCGCCCAUGGAGGGCUCGGGGGACGAGGAGCCGGGGCCCGACGGGCCGCUGCAGCAGCUGGUGAAGCGGCAGCGCAAGGAGAAGCGGGAGCUCCAGGCAAAAAUUCAAGGCAUGAAAAAUGCUGUUCCCAAGAAUGAUAAAAAGAGACGAAAACAGCUGGCUGAUGAAGUUGCCAAACUAGAGGCAGAACUUGAACAGAAGCAGAAGGAGGAAUUAAAGCAGCUGAAGGAAGCUUUACCUGAACAGAAUAAGACAGAUUCUGUAGCUGAUGGGGUUGCAAAUUUAGAGCUUGAAGGAGUAGAGCGACAGAUUCAGCAUCCUCGAAUAUCAAAAGCACAGAAGAGGCGGGAGAAAAAAGCUGCCUUGGAGAAAGAAAGAGAAGAAAGGAUAGCUGAAGCUGAGAUAGAAAAUUUAACAGGUGCUAGACAUCUUGAAAGUCAGAAACUUGCCUCCCUUUUGGCAGCAAGGCACUUAGAGAUUAAACAGAUCCCUUCAGAUGGCCAUUGCAUGUACAAAGCUAUUGAAGAUCAGCUCAAGGAUCGCCAGAAUUCCUGGACUGUUGCAACUCUGAGGAAUCAAACAGCGAAGUAUAUGCAAAGUCACUUUGAUGACUUCCUGCCCUUUCUUACAAACCCUAAUACUGGAGACAUGUAUAGCAAAGAGGAAUUUGAGAAAUACUGUGAUGAUAUAGCCAAUACAGCUGCGUGGGGUGGUCAGCUGGAACUAAGGGCUUUGUCACACAUUUUGCAAACACCUAUUGAAGUAGUGCAAAUGGACUCCCCUCCCAUUAUCGUUGGUGAAGAAUAUUCAGGCAAACCAAUAACACUUGUGUAUAUGAGGCAUGCCUAUGGAUUAGGAGAACAUUACAAUUCUGUAAAACUUGUAACAGAUACUGCUACAGAAAACAGCAGCUAGCAUACAAAAGUGAUACAUUCGCAUGGAUAACAGUUGCAUCAUGAUGUGUUGGGCUUCAGGCAAUUCCCAGACAGACUGGAAAGUAGAACUAAAUGGAAUGUAUUAACAAUGAGGGAAAAAAAAAAAGACAUGGAAGGUUUGACUAUAAAUCAGACAUAGCUCUUGAUUUAAAACAAACCCAAACCAAAUCCACAUCAUAAUAUUUUGAACUUGUUGGUAUUAAUUAUGUUUAGAAGAUCUUCUCUAAUAUGGUGGCUAUAUAGAUCAGAUUUUUUUUUUUAAUAAAGCUUCUUCCCAAGCUGCAGUGAAAAUACUGAGUAGUAAAUGUUUUGGUUAAUCUGCAUUUCUGCUGAACAAUUAAGGUUACUUGAAGGUUCUUAUUCCAUUAUUUCUGUUAGAUUUUGAUGAUAAAAGAAGAGUUAAGGCAUUUGAAAUGAUUGUAUUUUGGUUGAUGGAAUAUCCUCUACGCUGUUCCUUUAGUUCUAUCAGGAUCUACUUGUAAAGCUGUAGUAAGGAUCUCCUUCUUUAUUUGGACAUAGAAGACCUGGAGGCAAAUCCAGUAGUAAAAUACCUAACUUGGCUGAAGGAAUUGCACAGUUUUUUUUAAAGACUUUCAUGUGAGAUUUUUGCCAAGGAUUGAGUUAGGGGUUUUUUGCAGUUGACAGGAGGAACUGAACACCUGUGCAGCAAGAGCAUUGCUGUUUAUGACUGUACAUGUUAGCAUUGAUGCAAGUUAACUGCACUGUUCAUUCUUCAUAGUCUUUCAUUUGUGCAUUUCAAUGAUACAGGAAUCUUACAAAGAGCCCCUCAAUGUCCUCGUAAAACUCAUCUGAACUCAUCAUUUAUGGAUCUGCUGAUCUCAGCACUUUGUUAUCAAAAGUGUAAUGUUUUAUAAUGCUUAAAAAAGCUGGUUGCAUGCAUGUAGAAAUAACCACUUUGGGUUUUAUCAGUAAUUUUAAAGGUGAUCUGGAGAACAAUUAAGUUUAAUUGCUUCUUUGAUGCACAGAGACUUGAAAGGUGGGAAUUUUAGUGUGGCUUGACUUUUUACAUUAGAAACAUAAAUUGUUGUCUUUAAGUCACUAUAAAUGUGACUUCAAAAUUAGAAGCAUACUGAAACCAAAGUUGUAAUGCAAAUGUUUUUUUAACAAGUGAUUUUUAAAUUAUUUUUUGUUUAAAGCCUUAGUUAAUAACAUAAUUAUCUGUAUUUUACUGCUGCUGAGUCGGUUUGGACAAAAGUGGUUCAUAUCCAGAUUAGACACCUUUGCCCUGGUUUGAGGAUUAUGACCUAACAGUACACAUCUUGUAGUCCUACAGCUAGCUAGUAGAUUGACAUUCCUGGAACGUACAAAUUAGAAAGAAAAAUCUGCUCUUAUUUAAGAAGGAGAUAAGUGUUCACUUUAUGGGUCAGAUUAUGUCUGAUUUAAAGCACUUUGAGAGAGAGGGAGGGAAAAAAAUCAGAUAAUUAUAGCAGGGGGUUUUGGACAAGCAGUUCUUUAAACUGGUGCCUGCCAGGAAAACAAAGUAUUAACAAGACCAUAAGUUUUUACAUCCUUAUUUAUCUGUUACAGUAUAGCAAAUAUAGUUGGUUUAUAUAUCAAACCAGCUGGGUUACUAUAGAAUUUGGCUUACUACCUUGAUUGUAUAAAAUUAUGUUUUUAAUUUCAAACAAAAAAUAGGAUACAAUAGCUUGGAUAAAAUGUUUCUAUUCAUAAUACCAUUAUGAAUUUCACUAAAAAUAAUAAUCAAAAAUACUCUUCUCUGCAUUUUUUUGAAUUGAUGUGAUAUGAAAUGCACGUGCUGCAUUUUAUAGAUACUUGGUGAGAAAGGUUCUUUGCUUUAUUUGGGUCCCAGUUUUGUUUGAUUAACCGAGAGAGAAAAGAUGCUGGAAUCAGGGAGCACCUGUAACAACAGUUUGUCAUAUUGAGGAUGUUUACAGUUCGUAUAAAGUUAAAUAAUGUUCUAAUGUAGAGAGUGAAAGAUUCUUACUCAUGCUGUAUGGGACUUGCCAAAAAGUAAUAAAUUGGUUUAUUUGUGGCAAA